AAGAAAGGCAUGAUCAUUAGUUGGUGCACGCUAAUCGAGACAGCCAUUCGUAACGACGCGAUCGCGGAGAAACACCCCAUUUGGAGAGAAACCAUAAUCCAGUGAAACAGCAGCAAAAGCAGUAUGGCUCAUGUAACUAAUUAAAACAUUGGAGCGUUUAAACUGUAAUUAUUCAAAUCGACCGAACAUCCCAAUCACCAUAUAAUAGCAAUCGAGCAAGCAACUUCUUUCGCUUUAGUCGUUGCUUCAGAUCGGACCAACCCGAUAUCUAGGUAGGUGGGUAGCUAGGUGAGAGUGUUGCCGUUGCAUCGUCUUUUCGGCUGCUUCGCGGUUACGGCCUGCUUCAGCUCAUAAUUGGCAACCGGCGUACCACGCGAUGCAGACUGCGAUGGUGAAGUGGCGAAGCCUCCUGAUACCGAGAGCGUUGUUUUGGGUGUAAAAUCUGUCACCAAGGUUAGUUGGUGCUUAGAUGUUGACAUUGGAAGAAUUGCAUCUGUCCAUGGUGAAAUGUGGAAGUUAUCUUCACUGGGGCUGAUUGUGUCGAUGAUGUGCUGGGAAUUCAACAAGUUGUCCGGCAACAAUGAUAGAGAAGCUUUACGUGAUUAUAAUGGUGAACUUCUUAAACGCGUUAAUGGUGGACGAAUUGGACUUCUGGGGAACGUAUCCACACAACCUCUGGAGGAGGGAGAUGCAGCUCAUAAUUUCUUCACUACCCCGUCGCCAGCAACAACACCAUCAGCCGAAUUUACCACAUCGACUUUGGCGCCCGAUCGGUUACGCUUGCGUGAUCUGAUCGGGCGGAGCCAGGUGCAGUACAUCGACUACAAAGUGGAGUACGGACUACGCUACGAUCCGGCCGUGUUUGCCAACAAAUUCAAACGACUGCCACAACAAGCCCACGAACAACCACAACUUUCAACUUCCCCUCCGGUGCAGGUGAUCGGACCACCAACCUUUCAAAACACUACUCCAACAACAGCAACGGUGGAAAGCGACAACGUCACCACAUUGUUUGGUAGUGACGAAGAAUCUAAAUCAACCGAACCGCCACCAACGUUCAAUGCGUCGAUUAUCAUCAGCGAGAACGUCAUGCGGCCACCGACCGGGGUGGAAAGCACUUUCGAGCAGCUGGGUGACCGACUACGGACCCUACUGUUGAACAGCUUUGAGCCGAACUCCACCGAAAGUAGGGUAAUCGAGAAGUUAAAAUCGCCGCUCUCGGUGUUCAGUUUGUUCAAUGUGAUCAAAUUCGAGAACAGGCCGUGCAUCGCCCGGCGGGAGCAGCUGGCCACGUUCUAUGGGAUUUGCUACCACGAAAUGGAAUGCAGUCAACUGGGUGGGGUGCCGAUGGACCAUUGUGCCGGAGGAUUUGGCGUGUGUUGCGUUUUUCAACUGGGAUGUAACGACCAAACGGCUCAGAAUAUCAGCUACUUCCAGAGUCCUGGCUAUCCCACAGCAUUGCGCACCAAACUGACGUGUACCUUCACCGUGACGCUCCGAUGGAACGUUCGACAAGUUCUCCUGGAGUUUAUAUUCUUUGAAAUGGGACCACCAGCCGAUGGGAACUGUCUGGGUGACCAGCUCAUCAUAACGGUCCAGAAUGGCUACAUGAAGUAUCCGGUUCUUUGUGGCAUCAACAGUGGGCAGCACUUUUACAUUCAAGUUGACCGAGAUUAUUCACACUCCCUGCACUUAACUGCCGUAUCAAACAGCAAUGAACCAAAGGCAUUCAAUAUUCGGAUAACGCAGCUCACAUCACGGGAAGCCCCAGAGGGAUGCCUGCAGUUUUACACUGGAAUCAAUGGGUACAUCAAAUCCUUCAAUUACGAUGACCACUCUGUGGUGGUCACCGAAAGGAAGCCCAGCUAUUUGAACAACCUAAACUACGCCAUCUGCAUCCGGAGAGCCCCGAACUUCUGUGCCGUGACUUUCGAAAACAUUGGCGAUGGCGGUGAGGACAAUCAGUUCCAACUGGUAAACCUAGACGAAGACGGCGACAGCUUGGUCCGACCGGGCACUGCCGGAGUGGAAAUCUACAACUGCCCGGACGAUUUUAUCGCCAUAAACUACUUGCGGCUGUGCGGCGAACGACUGAAUGAUGGAGCCACAACUGAGGAUUACACCCGUAAUAGUCCGGUCACGGACGACAGUGGGGGACCGUUGGUGGUAGGUGUACGAUCAAAUGACGCUACAGUUGGUCGGGGAUUUAAAUUGCGCUAUCGGCAGGACAUUUGUCAGAAGGGUUGAAUAAAUCGCAUGUUACCAAAAGCCGUGGCACAUGGUUCAA
This is a messenger RNA of Armigeres subalbatus, 2287 nucleotides long. RefSeq lists its product as uncharacterized. The transcript has 7 exons. The record is from RefSeq and is a predicted model, not a curated record. The coding region runs from base 508 to 2247 and encodes 579 amino acids. Lineage: Eukaryota; Metazoa; Arthropoda; Insecta; Diptera; Culicidae.